Messenger RNA from Onychomys torridus (southern grasshopper mouse), 8118 nucleotides. RefSeq names its product protein tyrosine phosphatase receptor type Z1 (gene Ptprz1). The record is from RefSeq and is a predicted model, not a curated record. The transcript is spliced from 30 exons. Lineage: Eukaryota; Metazoa; Chordata; Mammalia; Rodentia; Cricetidae. Gene Ontology annotation, molecular function: protein binding; protein tyrosine phosphatase activity. Gene Ontology annotation, biological process: peptidyl-tyrosine dephosphorylation. Bases 370 to 7311 code for a protein of 2313 amino acids.
GCGCGUGCCCAGCCCCGAGCGCGUUCCCGCACUCGGGCGCCGCUGGCUGCGAGCGCUCAGAUCGUGGCCGCCGCAGCCCGCGCAGGCAGGCAGGGGGACAGCGUCCGGCCCGAAGCCCCGCGCCUGGCCCGGGCUCGGUUCCUGCGCCCACGCGCCGCCCAGCCCCGCAUUCGCCUCUCCUCUCCUCCUCUGUCUCGCUCUCGCUCUCUUUCUGUCUCUGUCUCUCUGUUUGCCUGUCUGUCUCUCUUUUUCUCUCUCUCUCCCUCCCUCUUUCUCUCUGUCACGGGCGUCCCCUGCCUCAGUGUCCCCACCCUCUGCACCCUAACCUGCACCCCGGCGGCCGGCGAGGGGCCGCGGACCCGGCUGGAGAUGCGAAUCCUGCAGCGCUUCCUCGCGUGCGUCCAGCUACUGUGCGUGUGUCGCCUGGAUUGGGCUUAUGGAUACUACAGACAACAGAGAAAACUUGUUGAAGAGAUUGGCUGGUCCUAUACAGGAGCACUGAAUCAAAAAAACUGGGGAAAGAAAUAUCCAAUAUGUAACAGCCCAAAGCAGUCUCCUAUUAAUAUUGAUGAGGAUCUUACACAAGUCAAUGUGAAUCUUAAGAAACUGAAAUUUCAGGGGUGGGAAAAAGCAUCCUUGGAAAACACUUUCAUUCACAACACUGGGAAAACAGUGGAAAUAAAUCUCACCAAUGACUACUAUCUCAGUGGAGGACUUUCAGAAAAGCUAUUCAAGGCGAGCAAAAUAACUUUUCACUGGGGAAAAUGCAAUGUGUCAUCUGAAGGGUCAGAGCACAGUUUGGAAGGGCAGAAGUUCCCACUUGAGAUGCAGCUCUACUGCUUCGACGCAGAUCGAUUUUCAAGUUUUGAGGAAGCAGUGAAAGGAAAGGGGAGACUAAGGGCUUUAUCUGUUUUAUUUGAGAUUGGAAUUGAAGAAAAUUUGGAUUUCAAAACCAUUAUGGAUGGGAUUGAGAGUGUUAGUCGUUUUGGGAAGCAAGCUGCCUUAGAUCCGUUCAUCCUGCAGAACCUUCUGCCAAACUCCACUGACAAGUAUUACAUUUACAACGGCUCACUGACAUCUCCUCCGUGCACAGACACCGUUGAAUGGAUUGUUUUUAAGGAUACAGUUAGCAUUUCCGAAAGCCAGCUGGCUGUGUUUUGUGAAGUUCUCACAAUGCAACAGUCUGGGUAUGUCAUGUUGAUGGAUUACUUACAAAACAAUUUCCGAGAACAACAGUACAAGUUUUCCAGGCAGGUGUUUUCCUCAUACACUGGAAAAGAAGAGAUUCACGAGGCAGUGUGCAGUUCAGAGCCAGAAAAUGUGCAAGCUGACCCUGAAAACUACACCAGCCUUCUGGUCACAUGGGAAAGACCUCGAGUUGUUUAUGACACUAUGAUUGAGAAGUUUGCCGUUCUGUACCAGCCACUGGAGGGAAACGACCAAACCAAGCAUGAGUUUUUAACAGAUGGCUAUCAGGACUUGGGUGCUAUUCUCAAUAACUUGCUACCUAAUAUGAGUUAUGUUCUUCAAAUAGUGGCCAUAUGCACUAAUGGCUUAUAUGGAAAAUACAGUGACCAACUGGUAGUUGACAUGCCUACUGAAGAUUCUGAACUUGACCUUUUUCCUGAAUUAAUUGGAUCUGAAGAAAUCAUCAAGGAGGAAGAAUAUGGAAAAGACAAUGAAGAAAACACUGGCUUGAAUCCCAGUAGAGACAGUACCACAAAUCAAAUAAGGAAAAAGGAACCCCAGGUUUCUACCACAACUCACUAUACUCACAUGGGGACUAAAUAUAAUGAAGCCAAGACUAACAGAUCGCCAACAAGAGGAAGUGAAUUCUCUGGAAAGAGUGACGACGUUCUCAACACAUCUCUGAACUCUACUUCCCAGCAAGUUGCUGAAUUAGAUACAGAAGAAGAAAUGUCCUUGCCUUCUCAGACUGGAACUAAGCUGCCACCACACAGUGUGGAAGGUACUUCAGCCUCCUUAAAUGAUGGAUCUAAAACUCUCUUUGUCUUCCCACAGAUGAACUUGUCUGGGACUGCAGAAUCCUUAAACAUGGUUUCCCUAACAGAGUAUCAAGAGGUGUCUACUGACAUCGGGGAGGAAGAAAACUUACUGACUGAUUUCAAGCUUGAUAGGGGAGCUGAUGAUUCUUCAGGCUCCAGCCCCGCAACCUCUGCUGUCCCUUUUUUCUCAGAUAAUAUAUCCCAUGGAUAUAUAUCUUCUUCAGAAAUGCCUGAGGCAAUCACAUAUGAUGUGCUGAAGCCAGGAUCUACAAGAAAUGCUUCAGAAGACUCAGCUUCAUCAGGUUCAGAUGAGUCACUAAAGGAUCUUGAUGGCAGUGUGUGGUUUCCUGGCUCCACAGACCAAACAACACAGUCUGAGACUGGAUCUGGCAGAGAGAGCUUUCUCCAGGUUAACUCCACGGACAUACAAAUUGAUGAAUCUGGGGAGACAACUGAGUCAUUUUCUCCAGAUGCCAUGUUCUCACAGGGUCCUUCAGUCACAGAUAUGGAAAUGCCUCAUUAUUCUACCUUUGCCUACCUCCCAACUGAAGUAACACCACAUGCUUUUACUCCAUCCUCCAGACCACUUGAUUUGGCUCCCACUAUCACCGUGCUCCAGUCACAGACAACUCAACCAGUAUACAAUGGUGAGACACCUGUUCAACCUUCCUACAGUAGUGAAGUCUUUCCUCUAGUCACCCCUUUGUUGCUUGACAAUCAGACCCUCAACACUACCCCUGCUGCUUCAAGUAGUGAUUCGGCCUUGCAUGCUACGCCUGUAUUUCCCAGUGUUGGUGUGUCAUUUGAAUCCAUCCUGUCUUCCUAUGAUGGUGCACCUUUGCUCCCAUUUUCCUCUGCUUCCUUCAGUAGUGAAUUGUUUCGCCAUCCGCAUACAGUUUCUCAAACCCUUCCACAAGUUACUUCAGCUGCUGAGAGGGAUAAGCUGUCUUUGCAUGCUUCUCUGCUGGUGGCUGGGGGUGAUUUGCUGUUAGAACCCAGCCUUGUUCAAUAUUCUGAUGUGGUGUCUCAUCAGGCCACUACUCAUACUGCUUCAGAGACGUUGGAAUUUAGUAGUGAAUCUGCUGUCCUUUAUAAAACGUCUAUGGUUUCUCAAAUUGAAUCAGCCAGCAGUGAUGCCAUUAUGCAUGCAUAUUCUUCAGGGCCUGAACCUUCUUAUGCCUUUGAGGGCUCCCACCACAUGCUCACUGUUCCUUACAGUUCUGCAAUACCUGUGCAUGAUUCUGUCGAUGUAUCUGAUCAGGGGUCCUUACUUGUCAGUCCUAGCCAUAUAUCAAUGCCUGAGUCCUCAUUUGUUACUCCAACUGCAUCAUUACAGCACCCUCCUCCUGCCCUCUCUGGUGAUGGAGAGUGGUCUGGAGCCUCCUCUGAUAGUGAAUUGCUUUUACCUGACACAGAUGGGCUGAGAACUCUUAACCUUUCUUCACCUGUUUCUGUAGCUGAAUUUACAUAUACGACAUCUGUGUUUGGUGAGGAUGUUAAGCCGCUUUCUAAAAGUGAGAUAAUGUAUGAAAAUGAGACGGAACUGAACAUGUCUUCUUUCAGUGAGAUGGCGUACCACUCCAAAAGCACAGUCAUGCCAAAGAUGUCUGAUGUUGUAAAUAAGUGGAAUACAUCUUCACAAGAAACCCCGGUUUCUAUUUCUGGCAUAAAUGGCAUGCUUCCAGAGUCUCUUGCUUAUCCCAUCACUAAGGUUUUUGAUCAUGAGAUUAGUCAAGUUCCAGAAAAUAACGUCCCAGUUCAAGCUACACACACUGUAUCUCAAGCAUUUGGUGACACUUGGUUUACACCCGUGCUUAGCACAAACUCAGAGCCAGCAUUCUUUGACCCUGCUUCUAGUGAAGUAUUCCGUCCUUCAGCACAACCCUUGCUCUAUGAGGCCGCAUCUCCUUUUAAUACUGAAGUAUUGCUGCAACCUUCCUUUCAGGCUUCUGAUGUUGACACCUUGCUUAAAACUGCUCUUCCAUCUGUGCCUAGCGAUCCACUAUUGGCUGAAACCCCCAAGGUUCAACAAAGUAGCUCUUCCAUAUUGCAUCCCAUGGCAUCAGACUCUGCUUCAAGGGAAAGCAUGCUGCACUUUACAUCUGUACCACUUCUCGAUGCAUCGCCUUCUCACGCGCACUCCACUUCACUUCAAGGUUUAACAUUUCCUUACACAAGUGAGCAAUAUUUUGAACAAGGUUUGCUUAAGAGCAAAAGUCCCCAGCAAGUUCUGCCAUCUGUGUACAGUAAUGCUGAGUUGUUCCAAACUGCACAUCUGGAUAUUAGCCAGGCCUUUCCUCAGAAAGAGGGGCGUGCGUUUGCUACUCCUGUUCUGUCCAUUGAUGAACCACAGAAUACACUCAUAAACAAGCUUGUGUAUUCCGAGGAAGUUUCCAUGGCCACUGAAAGUUCUGUUACCGAUAAGGUACUUGCUGGUCUUCAGACAGUUGUUUCUGAUGUACUUGAAUCUACUGACCAUUCUGUCCCAUUAGGAAGUGGGUACCUUUCUACUGCAACUGUUUCUCCCAACAGAGAUGACUCUGUGACUACAGCCAAGUGGCUUCUUCCUUCUAAAGCUACUUCUCAACUGACUCAUAGUGCCAGAUCUGAGGCUGACUUAGUGCGAGGUGAAGAUGGUGAUGACUAUGAUGAUGAUUAUGAUGACAUAGAUAGUGAUCACUUUCCCAUAAAUAAGUGUAUGUCAUGUUCACCCUAUAGAGAGUCCCAAGAAAAGGUAAUGAAUGACUCAGACACACAGGAAAACAGUCUUGUGCAUCAGAGUGACCCAGGUUCACAUUUGCUAUUUGAGAAUCCCGAAGAAGAAAAUGGAGGCGCAGGUGUAACUAGUGUGGCUCAAAGUCCUGAUAAGUCACCAACAACAAAUCCGCCACCCCAGAAGGACAGUGAGGGGAAAGAGGACAGUAACACUCUGGCGGGCAGUGCUGUCCUUCCUCUCACCCCAGAAUCUAAAGCCUGGACAGUUCUGACAAGUGAUGAAGAGAGUGGGUCAGGGCAAGGCACUUCAGAUAGCCUUAAUGAUAAUGAGACUUCCACAGAUUUCAGUUUUCCAGAUGUUAAUGAAAAGGAUGCUGAUGGUGUCCUGGAAGCAGAUGACACAGGCAUAGCUCCGGGAUCUCCACGGUCCUCCACACCAUCUGUUAAUAGUGGGCACUCAGAAGUAUCCAACAGUUCAGAGGCAGAGGCCAGUAAUAGUAGCCAUGAGUCUCGUAUUGGUCUAGCUGAGGGGCUGGAGUCUGAGAAGAAGGCAGUUAUCCCCCUUGUGAUCGUAUCCGCCCUGACUUUUAUCUGUCUAGUGGUUCUUGUUGCUAUUCUCAUCUAUUGGAGAAAAUGCUUCCAGACUGCACACUUUUAUUUAGAAGACAAUACAUCCCCUCGAGUAAUAUCUACACCACCAACACCCAUCUUUCCAAUUUCAGAUGAUAUUGGAGCAAUUCCAAUAAAGCACUUUCCAAAACAUGUUGCAGACUUACAUGCAAGUAAUGGGUUCACUGAGGAAUUUGAGACACUGAAAGAGUUUUACCAGGAAGUGCAGAGCUGUACUGUUGACUUAGGUAUUACAGCAGACAGCUCCAAUCAUCCAGACAACAAGCACAAGAACAGAUACGUCAAUAUUGUAGCCUAUGACCAUAGCAGGGUUAAGCUUACACAACUUGCUGAAAAAGACGGAAAAGUGACAGACUACAUCAAUGCCAAUUAUGUUGAUGGCUACAACAGACCAAAGGCUUACAUUGCUGCCCAGGGUCCACUGAAGUCCACAGCAGAAGACUUCUGGAGAAUGAUAUGGGAGCAUAAUGUAGAAGUCAUCGUUAUGAUAACAAACCUUGUGGAGAAAGGAAGAAGAAAAUGUGACCAGUACUGGCCUACUGAUGGUAGUGAAGAAUAUGGAAGUUUCCUGGUCAACCAAAAGAAUGUUCAGGUGCUUGCUUAUUAUACUGUGAGGAAUUUCACGCUAAGAAACACAAAAAUAAAAAAGGGCUCUCAGAAAGGAAGAUCCAGUGGGCGCCUAGUCACACAGUACCAUUACACUCAGUGGCCUGACAUGGGUGUUCCAGAGUACUCACUGCCGGUGCUGACCUUCGUGAGAAAGGCUGCCCAGGCCAAGCGCCAUGCCGUGGGACCAGUUGUUGUCCACUGCAGUGCUGGCGUGGGGAGAACGGGCACAUACAUUGUGCUUGACAGUAUGCUGCAACAGAUUCAACACGAAGGAACCGUCAACAUAUUUGGCUUCUUAAAACACAUUCGUUCACAAAGAAAUUACUUGGUGCAAACGGAGGAACAGUAUGUCUUCAUUCAUGACACACUAGUGGAGGCCAUACUGAGCAAAGAAACAGAAGUUCCAGAAAGCCACAUGCAUUCCUAUGUCAAUACACUCCUCAUUCCUGGACCAACAGGCAAGAUGAAACUAGAGAGACAAUUCCAGCUUCUGAGUCAGUCAAAUAUUCUUCAGAGUGACUACUCCACAGCCCUGAAGCAGUACAACAGGGAGAAGAAUCGAACGUCCUCCAUCAUCCCUGUGGAAAGAUCAAGGGUGGGCAUUUCAUCCCUGAGUGGAGAAGGCACAGAUUACAUCAAUGCAUCCUAUAUCAUGGGUUAUUACCAGAGCAAUGAAUUCAUCAUCACCCAGCAUCCCCUUCUGCACACCAUUAAGGACUUCUGGAGAAUGAUAUGGGAUCAUAAUGCCCAGCUGGUGGUUAUGAUUCCAGAUGGUCAAAACAUGGCAGAGGAUGAAUUUGUUUACUGGCCAAAUAAAGAUGAGCCCAUAAACUGUGAAAGCUUCAAAGUCACUCUUAUGUCUGAAGAACACAAAUGUCUGUCUAAUGAGGAAAAGCUGAUAGUUCAAGACUUCAUCUUAGAAGCGACACAGGAUGAUUAUGUGCUGGAAGUAAGGCAUUUUCAGUGUCCCAAAUGGCCAAACCCGGAUAGUCCCAUUAGUAAAACAUUUGAACUUAUAAGUAUUAUCAAAGAAGAAGCCGCUAACAGGGAUGGGCCCAUGAUUGUUCACGAUGAGCAUGGAGGAGUAACAGCGGGAACUUUCUGUGCUCUGACAACACUUAUGCACCAACUAGAAAAAGAAAAUUCUAUGGAUGUUUACCAAGUAGCCAAGAUGAUCAAUUUAAUGAGGCCAGGAGUCUUCACUGACAUUGAACAGUAUCAGUUCCUCUACAAAGUGGUCCUCAGCCUCGUCAGCACAAGGCAGGAAGAGAAUCCAUCCACCUCUCUGGAGAGUAAUGGUGCAGCUUUGCCUGAUGGAAACAUAGCUGAAAGCCUGGAGUCUUUAGUUUAACACAGAAAGGGUGAAGGACAACCCAAUCUAAGCAUUGCUCUCCUCUCUCUCAAACUAGAAAAAUGAGUCAGUUCUGUUGUCUGUUUACUUCCCGUGACAUGACAGUAACUCAUUCCGCUGCCAAAUUGACACCAUUAACAACGUGUGCCUUUUUGAAAGACUUCUUGUAAUUCACUUAUUAUGUUUGAACUAAAAUGAUUGAAUUUUACAGGAUUUCUAAGAACUGAAUUGUGGUAUUUUUUUCCAUAUUGAUUUUAACAGAAAAAAAAUCAAUUUAUAGAUAAUAGGAAUCACCAUCCUUGGAAGAUGUUUGUUUUUAAGUGUCAAAUUUUUAGCUGUAUUUGUAGCAAUCAUCAGGUUUGCUAGAAAUAUAACUUUUAAUAUAGUAGGUUGUGAGUAAACCACUUUAUCCCCAAUGAUAUUCAACAUUUUACAACUGCAGUAUUCAUCUCAAGUAGAAGUGAUCUAGUAACUUAUGUAAAUACUGCUCUGGUGUCUCCAUGGACCAAAUUUAUAUUUAUAAUUGUAGAUUUUUAUAUUUUACUACUGUGUGAGUUUUCUAGUGGUGUGCUUAAGUUUAAUGAUGUAGUUUAUUCUCUGGUCUUACUUACUUUACAUGUCUUCUAAAAUUAUACUGUGCUAGCCAAGGAACUAACCCUGUUUCUGCAUGUCAUUUUAACUCUUGUGGAAAAUAGAAAACCACUUGUUUUCAAGAAUGUUUUUAUGAGAAUAACACCUUACCAAACAUUCCUUAAAUGGUUUUUAUUGAAGAAGUUGCAAAAAUAAAUAUAUUGCCGUUGACUCGUG